AUGGCCGAUAACAACGAACAACAGCCGCAAGUGGCCGCCAACAUCGCCUCCAGCAAAGCCUCUCCGUGGUAUUUCAAUGAUAUUGACACCCUGACCCCGCAGUCAAGGGACCUCUUGGAGACGUACAGCGGCAUUCCACCGGAGGAGGUUGAGGCUCAUGUGAAGGAAGUGUUUCCUUACCCAUGCAUUGGAACGUUCCGCUUCCUCGAUCUCGCCAUGUACAAAGAGCCCUACUACCCGGAGGUCCUCUCGCGCGUCAAGAACGGCGAAAAGUUGCUCGACCUAGGUUGCUGCUUCGGGCAAGAACUCCGCAAACUCAUCCACGACGGCGCCCCGCCCACCUCCCUCUACGGCAGCGACCUCCGCCCGGAAUUCCUCUCCCUCGGCCACGCCCUCUUCCUCGACUCCUCCUCGCUCCCCACCUCCCCGCACUUCAUCGCCGCCGACAUCUUCGCCGACCCCGACCCUUCCACCUCGCCGCUCCACCAGCAGCUCGCGGGGACCCUCUCCAUCAUCCACGCCUCGGCCUUCUUCCACCUCUUCUCGCGCGCCGACCAGCUGCGCGCCGCCGAACGCGCCGUCGCGCUCCUCAAGCCCGAGCCCGGCGUCGUCGUCGUCGGCGCGCAGAUCGGCUCGCCGACGCCGGGCGUGGCGAGGAGCUGGGUGAGGAGAGGGGGGGAUGAAGGGAAGCGGACGGAGAGGUUCGAGCACGAUGCGAGGAGUUGGGGGGAGUUGUGGGAGGAGGUGGGGGCGAGGACGGGGACGAGGUGGGAGGUGGUGGAGGCGAGGCUGACGAAGGUGGAGGAGAGGAAUGUUAGUCCGGAGCUGUUGAAGAUGGUGGGGGAGAAGGGCCUGCAUUGGCUUAGCUUCUGGGUUAAGAGGGUUGAGUGA
Diplodia corticola is the source of this 891-nucleotide messenger RNA. RefSeq names its product methyltransferase domain-containing protein. The record is from RefSeq and is a predicted model, not a curated record. Lineage: Eukaryota; Fungi; Ascomycota; Dothideomycetes; Botryosphaeriales; Botryosphaeriaceae. The coding region runs from base 1 to 891 and encodes 296 amino acids. The transcript has 3 exons.